This is a messenger RNA of Didymodactylos carnosus, 558 nucleotides long. Lineage: Eukaryota; Metazoa; Rotifera; Eurotatoria; Philodinida; Philodinidae. The record is from the annotation of a GenBank genome assembly.
AUGAUGAAUUACGAUUCCACAGAAGGCUUCAGCAUUCCAUCACAUUUAACAAAUCUAAUGCCAACAUAUAAAACUAAACUUUAUCAUGUUUCUCCACCACUAGCUUUUAUUACAUUAAAUCGAUCCGAAAAAUUGAAUACGAUUUUACCUCCAGUGCCAAUAGAAUUGGAACAUGCAAUAAAUCAAGCAAAUCAUGAUAAUUCAGUGAGAGUUUUUAUAUUACGUGGUAGUGGUACUUCUUUUUGCGCAGGAUUUGAUUUUAGCGGCGAUUUAGUCAAUUUUCCUUCGAACUUGGCAGCCGAAAUUAAUUUAAUUAAUAAAUCUGUACCGUUUGAUGAGUUAGAGGCUGAAGUAAUGAAGACAGCUGAAAAAUUAGCUCAAAUUCCAGUAAUUCAAUUAGCUACUAUGAAACAAAAUAUAGGUUCACAAUCAACAAAACUUAAUGCAGAUGAAAUGAAAGACGCCAUAUUAAAUAGUUUAAAAACUGAUGAGGCAUUACGUAAAUCAAUUCAUAAUAUGAUAAUAUCAUAUCAUAAUGAUGAUCAGAGUCCCUGCUGA